This is a messenger RNA of Anthonomus grandis grandis, 1627 nucleotides long. It is a transcript of the gene Rchy1, whose product is annotated as RING finger and CHY zinc finger domain-containing protein 1. The coding region runs from base 201 to 1121 and encodes 306 amino acids. The record is from RefSeq and is a predicted model, not a curated record. NCBI's taxonomy places the organism in Eukaryota, Metazoa, Arthropoda, Insecta, Coleoptera, Curculionidae. Gene Ontology annotation, biological process: ubiquitin-dependent protein catabolic process; protein ubiquitination. Gene Ontology annotation, cellular component: nucleus. Gene Ontology annotation, molecular function: zinc ion binding; ubiquitin protein ligase activity. The transcript has 6 exons.
UAAUUAAACAUUCAUUUCCAUCCAUCAUUCAUCAUUAUAUUUUAAACCUGAGUAUUUUUGAAUCAAUUUAAGUUUAAAUAGUUCUCGAUUUACCUAGUCCUUUUCCUAAUAGAGGCUAUUUAAUCCAUUUACAUAAAGCAAUUUACGAUAAUAUUUUAAAAUUAAAAUUACAGUCUAUAUAGGACCUAGAUAACCUAGCUAUGGACCAAAAGGAGAAAGAAAUGGAAGCAGCGGCGACUCCGGGAGCUGAAGGACCCCCAGAAGAGGCAAUAAAAGUUGUGGGGUGCGCUCAUUACAAAAGAAAGUCAAAAUUUGUUUCUCCCUGUUGUAAAAAAGUCUACACUUGCCGUUUCUGCCACGACGAAAAGGAGGAUCACACAAUGAAUAGAAAGGAAGUAACUGAAUUAAUAUGCACAGUAUGUGAAGAAAGACAACCAGUACAAGCUGAUUGUAAGAAGUGUGGUAUAAGAUUUGGAAAGUAUGUAUGUCUAGAAUGUAACCUGUUUGAUGAUGAGGAAAAAAAUCAAUUUCACUGCCAGGGAUGUGGAAUUUGUAGAAUAGGUGGGGCUGAUAGAUUCUUCCAUUGUAAAAAAUGUAAUAUGUGUUUGCCUGUACUCCUCAAAAAUGGACAUCAGUGUGUAGAAAAUGUGUCAAGAGCCAACUGUCCAGUUUGCCUAGAGGAUAUCCACACAUCUAGAAUACCUUGCCACAUACCAAUGUGUGGACACUUGCUUCACCGGACAUGCUUUGAACAACUCUUACAAGCUGGACAUUAUGCUUGCCCUAUCUGCCAAACAUCUCUUAUGGAUAUGUCACAGCUUUGGAAAUAUCUGGACCAGCAAGUGGCUAAUACACCUAUGCCCACCGAAUAUAAGGAUUAUGUGGUUCAUAUUCUUUGUAAGGACUGCCAUAAGGAAUGUAUGGUACCUUUUCAUGUGGUAGGGUUUAAAUGUUCUCAUUGUGGUUCCUAUAAUACUUGCAGAAUUAAAGGACCUAUUAAUCCUUCUGUUUCGUCCCCAUCUGGUCAAGUAUCCCUUGGUGAGGGCAGCAAUAGCGGCGGCGGGAAUAACAAUCAACCUGAAGAAAACAACACCAAUCAGCGACCGCCUUUAUCUCAGUAACAUUUACUGAUCUUAGGUGUGGUAAUUUUCCUUGUUUGCUCGCUUGUGAUUUUUUUACUGCUCAUGCUAUUUAAACCUUUUGAGUAUCUUGUUAGAUUUUAAGGAAGUUUUUAUGAUAUUCAAUUGCCACAUAAAAUGCAUCACGACAGAAAGUGCACAACAAGUCAAUGGAUGUGUUUUUUGUUAGUUGAUAACUAUAGGUCAAUUCUUAUAUGUACAAAAUUAUUCAACUAGAAAUUAUUAUUUGGCUGUUGUUAACAUUUAUAUAGUAGCUGUACAUAUAAUAAGCGGCUUCUUGUGGUAAAAAGUACAGAUAAUAAUAAUUAUUGUGAGACUUAACCAAAUCGUAAAAUGUAAUAAAAUUUUUAGGAUUAAUCAUAACAUCUAGGAGAAAAUUUAGGUCUUAAUUUAUUAUCCGGAAUUUACUUAAUUUUAAUUUUAAACAUGUUAAUCAAAGUUUCAGAUCUAACUAAACUUUAAAUUCGAUUAAAAUUACUAAACUUUUA